CGGGCCCUGAGGAGACUGCGGCGGCUGCGCGUAGGAGCGAGGUGCUUGCUGGGGCUGGGGUGCGCGACGGCGCCGGGGGCUGCGGUGAACGCCUCACAGGCCGUGCAGUUCCCUGUGGGGAGGCGCCGUCGCCAUUGCCACCUCGCUCGGUGAGCGCGUCCCGCUCGCCGAGCAGGGCCGCAGCCGACCGCCGGCACCAUGGGCCAGUGUGGCAUCACCUCCUCCAAGACCGUGCUGGUGUUUCUCAACCUCAUCUUCUGGGGAGCCGCUGGCAUUUUAUGCUAUGUUGGAGCCUAUGUCUUCAUCACUUACGACGACUAUGACCACUUCUUUGAAGAUGUGUACACUCUCAUCCCUGCUGUGGUGAUCAUAGCUGUCGGGGCCCUGCUCUUCAUUAUUGGGCUAAUUGGUUGCUGUGCCACAAUCCGGGAAAGCCGCUGUGGACUUGCCACGUUUGUCAUCAUCCUACUCUUGGUUUUUGUCACAGAAGUUGUUGUUGUGGUUUUGGGAUAUGUUUACAGAGCAAAGGUGGAAAAUGAAGUUGAUCGCAGCAUUCAGAAGGUAUAUAAGACCUACAAUGGAACCAAUCCUGAUGCUGCUAGCCGGGCCAUUGACUAUGUUCAGAGACAGCUGCACUGUUGUGGAAUUCACAACUAUUCAGACUGGGAAAAUACAGAUUGGUUCAAAGAAGCCAAAAACCACAGCGUCCCUCUUAGUUGUUGCAGAGAGACAGCCAGCAGCUGUAACGGCAGUCUGGCCAACCCCUCUGAUCUCUAUGCUGAGGGGUGUGAGGCUCUAGUUGUGAAGAAGCUACAAGAAAUCAUGAUGCAUGUUAUCUGGGCAGCAUUGGCAUUUGCAGCUAUUCAGCUGCUGGGCAUGCUGUGUGCCUGCAUCGUGUUGUGCAGAAGGAGUAGAGAUCCUGCUUAUGAGCUCCUCAUCACCGGCGGAGCCUAUGCAUAGUAGAAAACUCAAGCCUGAGCUUUUUAGUCUUGUUCUGAUUUGGAAGGUGAAUUGAGCAGGUCCACUGCUAUUGGCCUCCUGAGUUCAUUUAGUUAAAGCACACAUACACAGGUGUUGGACGGAGCAGCUUGACUCUUCAUUUGUCUACCUUCUUACCUACCCACCUAUGACUUUUUUUUUUCCCUGUGUUUUAGCUGACUCUCCAUGUCUGUAAGUGUUUUGAGUAUGGCGGUAAAUGUUCUAAUCUCAGAACCGUUUGUGAGUUGUGUAGUGUGGUAGAAUUAAAGGUUGACGUGGCCCUGCUUCUGUCACCUCCAAGCAUAACGGGACUGCUGCUGUAGUAUCACCAGGUCCUUUCAGUCUUCACAGUGGGGAACUCUUGGCCAAAGGUUUUGGGGGGGAGGAGGAGGCAGUCAGCUGUCUGGUUAAAGUUAAUACCAGAUAGUGCCCCUCAUCAGUGUCCUUUUUAAAAAUAUACUAUAGUCCAGUAAGAUAGCAACUGUACAAAAUGGCUAAGAUAGAUUUUAGAAUCAUACCUCGUGUAUCUUGGUUCAUCUUCAAAAUCAGACUGAUCUUUGAAACUAGCGGUUUUUAAUCAAAGCUGGCUUUAUAGGAGGAGUAUAAUGUAUGCACUACUGUUUUAAAACAAUUAGUGUGAAGGUGUGCGUGUAUUUUUGUAUGAUUGAGCCCAUUCAUUGUAAGUCUAAACUCGUUAGAAAUAAUGUACCCAUGUAGACUAGCAAAAUAGUAUGUAGAUGUGAUCUCAGUUGUAAAUAGAAAAAUCUAAUUCAAUAAACUCUGUAUCACCCCCUCAA
Molecule: messenger RNA, 1775 nt
Organism: Bubalus bubalis (water buffalo)
Lineage: Eukaryota; Metazoa; Chordata; Mammalia; Artiodactyla; Bovidae
Gene: TSPAN3
Product: tetraspanin 3
Exons: 7
Coding region: 199-960 (253 amino acids)
Biological process (GO): regulation of vascular endothelial growth factor signaling pathway; protein maturation; protein localization to plasma membrane
Cellular component (GO): membrane
Source: RefSeq, a predicted model, not a curated record